AUGAUUACCUGGCAUUCUGCUGAAUUGUUGGCCGUCGUCCGCCUUCCCUUCAUCCAUCCAAGCUAUCUGCUCAAUGUUGUCGACAAUGAGGAGCUGAUAAAGUCAUCAGAGGCUUGCCGGGAUUUAGUCAAUGAGGCAAAGAGAUAUCACAUGCUUCCUCACGCCCGGCAAGAGAUGCAAACUCCACGCACAAGGCCAAGACUAUCAGCAGGUGUGGCUGAAGUGAUUGUUUUAGUUGGGGGUCGGCAAAUGAUAGGAAUGAAUCAGAGGACACUGACAGCUGUCACUUGUUUAAAUCCACAAAUCAAUAAAUGGUACCCACUGGCGAGCCUACCCUUCUAUGACCGGGAAUUUUUCAGUGUUGUGAGCGCAGGGGACAAUAUCUAUCUGUCAGGGGGCAUGGAAUCCGGGGUCACCCUUGCAGACGUCUGGUGCUAUAUGUCUUUACUCGAUAACUGGAAUUUGGUCUCCAGGAUGAUCGUCCCAAGGUGUCGGCACAACAGCCUGGUAUACGAUGGCAAAAUCUAUACAAUUGGUGGCCUUGGUGUAACUGGCAAUGUUGACCAUGUUGAAAGGUACGAUACGAUUGUCAACCAGUGGGAGACGGUCGCUGCUCUUCCCAAACCGGUCCACUCUGCAGCAGCCACCGUGUGCGGGGGAAAGAUCUACGUGUUUGGCGGAGUGAACGAAGCGGGCAGGGCGGCCGGCGUGUUGCAGUCCUAUGUGCCUCAGACCAACACAUGGAGCUUUAUAGAAUCGCCCAUGAUCGAUAACAAGUACGCCCCGGCGGUCACUCUGAACGGCUUCAUCUUCAUUCUGGGAGGAGCUUACGCUAGAGCAACUACGAUCUACGACCCCGAGAAGGGAAACAUCAAGGCCGGACCCAACAUGAACCACUCAAGGCAGUUCUGCAGCGCCGUGGUCGUGGACGGGAAGAUAUAUGCAACAGGCGGCAUCGUCAGCAGUGAAGGACCAGCUCUUGGGAACAUGGAAUAUUACGACCCCAAAUCGAACACAUGGACAUUAUUACCCAACAUGCCUUGCCCACUCUUCCGCCAUGGAUGUGUAGCGAUAAAGAAAUACAUUCAAAGUGGUUGACAGGCGGGAGAUCGAUGAACUGAGGUGACGGGUGGACAUGUUUGAACUUCUUAAUUUUUUUUUCUCUUAUUGGUUUGGUUUUAACCCUUCCCAUGCCAGAGAUAAAGCGGUUAGUCCUCUUCUUCACUUCAGCGGCUUUAACCCUUUGAUUUCAUAAGAAGGAGUGAAAAAAAGGAUAAAAAGAAGAUUUUUGUUUUUAUGUUUUUUCAUUUUUGUCUACGGAUUUUCAAUAAAGUCUACAUUGAAUGUAGAAGAUCAUCCUCACCUUUGGGUGAUGCCGGAGCGCUUGAUCUCCAAACUAUGUAUAAUAUGUAUGUGAACUUGGCAAAUGUGUCACUAGGUGGCGUAGUGACGCUUGUUGUCACCCUAGGUGCAAUAGAGUCCCAUAUUUUUUACAUGGGUUCAGUUGAGAUAGGGAUCGGGCGGGGCAGCGGAUGAGGAUCUGUAUUUUACUUUUAGGUGUAAGGCUGGGAUUUUUUAGAUGACUAUUCGGUACAGCUAAGCAUCUCAUCACAGAGAAUUUCGAAAGAAGCCGUAUUAUUUUUUAGGUUAUUCUUACAUGGAACGUUAGCCACACAGGAGGAAGAAAAAAAAACAGUUUGUCAAAAUUCUGAAAUUAUGUGGAACUACAACUCUCAGCAUCCAUGAGUAGAAAGUUGUCUCUGGAAAAGGUAGUUCUACGAUACCUGAAGACGGUUUCACUUUGACCUCAUCGGAAAGGUUUGGUUUUCACCAGUGGCGUAACUAGAAAUGAUUGGUCCCUAUAGCAAAUUUUGUAACAGACCCCCCAGCAACUUCUUCUCAACCCCCUCUUCUCAUGCAACCCCCACUCCUGUGGCUAGUCAAGAUCGCCCUCUCAGACUAGGUCCUAAUGAGGGGGGCCCUGACAAAAAAAUCUAUUAGUCAUCCACCUGGGUGGACCCCUUUUGAGUUUGGGCCCCAAAGCAGCCGCUUCUCUUAUAGCUACGCCACUGUUUUUCACCUGUCCAAUACUAAUGUUCCUGCAUCUGAUAAGCGGUCGGGCAUGUAUUGUGGCUCUUUGUUAAAAUACCAUGUGUUCAUCCAGCCGCCUGACAAAGGCACACCCUCUUUUGGAAACCACACCCCUUUGCUGCAUAGCCACACCCAUUCCCGUGAUGCAUCGUGGCCCCCUCAGAGCACAUAUUGGUGCCAGGGCUGCAGCAUUCCAGUUAGCGCUCAUUUCCAGUUAGCGCUGAUCCAGUUAGCGCUGCUUUCUUGGAGGUUCCUGGAGGUCCCUCCUGUUUUUAGGAGCCUUCAGACUAUGACUAGUAGGGGGCCUCAAGGCUGAAGCCAAAUAAUUGCUUAGCUAGCGGUGGCCUGUUUGCUGGCCCAAUAACAUGGUCAUUUAAUCAAGUCAAGAGCAAAUGAUGACGGGAAAUCUUUCAGACACUGUGGAGUAUUAAAUGAGUUAUCCAUUUUUUUAAUUCCAUGCCCUUCCCGACCUUCCCUUCAUUAGAGUAACACUUUUUAUAUUGGUACCUAUUAAAAGUUGCUUGCCGGGCUAGCGUUGCACUCCCGUUUUAACUAUAUUCUCCCCGCAUUUCCGGGAAUCACGUGUCGUACAUUGUGCACGUGAUCCUAUCAUGGUUACAACCCACAGAAGGAAUCUCUUGCCACAGUGCUAGCUGUGCACAGUGUGCGCCAUGUGGUCCCGGAAGUGCCAGAACCAUAUUAUUGGCCGGGAGCACAGUGCUGUCCCGUUAAGCAAUGAAAAAGUUGUUACUCUAAUCAAGGGUGGGGUGACAUGAAAUUAAAAUUAAAAAAUCCAAUAACCCCCUUUAAGGAUUUGUCCCCCUUAGGGCCUAUUUUAUGGAUGCCAUAGAGGGUAAUCUAUCAGUGGAGGACUCACUGUGGCCCUCUUUUACAUGACUGAUCAUUCAUUUGAAUGGAUGUCCUGUAAUACUACAUUCCUCCUGCAGUGGCCGCUGCAGGGAAAUUGUGUGGCUGCUCACUGCUGUAUAGUUGGGAUGGCUCCUUUAAGAUCCGCGCUGUACUUCAAGGAUAUUCAUCUAAAGUGAAGUAGAUCAUGUUUUAUCAACAUGUCGACAGGUGGGAAUCCAUACAUUCAGCUGUAAUGGCCCACAGCAGCAGAGAAACCAUCAUCUAAAAACAUAGCUGCCAACUGUCCCUGAUUUUCAGAGACAUUCUCAGCAAAUUAAGGCUGUCCUGGGCCAAAAGUGGGUGGGCUAAUGUAAACCACGCCCAUGUGUGGGAGGGAGACACCACAUUAGACGAAGAAGGAGAGGGAACAAGGAACAAGACCUGAAAGCUAGGGAAGAAAGGAGGACACCUCCUAGUCAAAUCCCUAGUCACAGUCCUGACUGGCUAUCAGUAUGAACAGACCCCAAAGGUAGGUGAAUUCAUACGCAGGAGUACCUAGAGUCCUAACUCACCCUAUAAGACCCUGGCGAUAGUGACAGGACAGAGACUACCUGUUCCUCCAGAAAAGAAGGACGACCAGGAGUCGCGCUCAGGCCUACAACAAAGGGCAGGGGAAAAGCAACACACAGAUAAACCAAAACAAAAUGCAAAAGGGAAAGGAAACACUUAACUUUCCAGUAGUUAUGGCAGGAACUCAGCAGAGAACCAAACACCAGCAGACCACAGAUACCACUGAAGCUAUAAACCGCACAGCAUGCAAAACACCUGGUUUCAUUUAGAACACAUGGCUCCUCCCCUUUAAGCAUAGACUGUUAUCUGUAGUAUUUUUGUAAUAUUUUGUCUUCUUCAGAACCUCUUUAGCUCCUGCUCCGGUCCCCCUUGUGCUAAUAAACAGAAUAUUGCAUUUUGAAUUUUUUAGGCAGCCAUUUUGUAAUCUGCAGCCAUAUCCAUAAAGCUUCAUAGGCUAAAAAUUUUUGGGGAAUGUAAAGUUUUUUUUUAAAUUACAUUUUAUAUAAUAUAUAUUAUUUUAUAUCCGCUGCUUAAUGGGUCCCUGCUGGUCUCCACUUCCUAGUCCCGCCUUGACAAACAGGAAAUGGCAAGAGAUGCCUGCUCAGCCAAUCACUGACUGAGGCGGGUCUGAUUGGCUGAGCAAGCAUUUCCUGUUAGUCAAUCUGUGGAGACCAGUGGGAAGCCGGUAAAUAUUGGGGCGGUAGUGGCAUAGGAUCAAUGAGGAUCGCUUAUUUUUUUUAACCCCUUCGGCUAAAAUACAAAAAAAAAAACUAUACAUGACAACCCCUCUAACUUGCUCAUCUGAAUUCAUAGGUCAUUUUUCAGAGAACAUUGCUUCAGGUCACAAAUUGCCUCCUCUUUCAAAAAUAUUUCUGCAGCAGGUCUGGGGGUAAGCAUUGCAAGCUAUAGCCAUGAUCACAAGAAGUGAGAAAAAAUAAUCUAAUCAUUUUUCAAAAUCCAAUUUCAAUAUUAUGACAAACUGUUUUCUGGGUCUUUUGUGUGUUUUUUUCCCCCCUUUUUUUUAUAUUAGAAAGAGAAAAAUAAAUAACUGGUUAGACCACAGAUUUACAGUAAAAUAUUAGUCUUCCUGCAGGUCUUAAUGAAAUUGAUUUUUCUGCUACUGUGCUAGUAAAUAUAUAUAUAAAGACUGCAUAUAUAUUAUAUUUAUAAUUAAAAUGUUUCGUAUCAAAGUGAGUUUUUGAAGGAUUUAACAAGACUAGCUCAAUGUUUUCAACAGUAUCGCCAACUGCUCAUGGAAAAAUCCUUGAAGACAUUUGUAAACCAGUAGAAUUUCAGUACAAUCUAUGUACAUUUUCAUGAACCCUAUCACAUAAAUCAUCUGUUUUUGCUUUUUUUGUGUAUAUUUUCUUCUUUUUGCCUUGGAUAUAAUAUAGACAGAAUUAAGCUCCACCCCUGUGGAUAAAAAAUACACCUCCUUACAACAGGCGCAACCACAUUUCUGUCAAGACCACUGGAGUCCAGAUAUAUGGGAAAUCCUAUGGAGUUUCGGAUGGUCGGAAUAGAUAUUUAAAAAAUCCUGUGCAUGUAUUAUUGGUCCAAACGUUUUAUUUUAAAAUCAAAUACGAUUUUUUUUUUGUUUGUUUUAAUUUAAAUCGAUAAAGGCUAAAAGAUAAUGGUAAAAAAAAAGUUUAAUUAAUAUAAAUGAUACAAAUCAUUAUUACAUAUUCUAUUAAUAUAUUCUGAGGAAGUUUUUUGGGGGAUAUUUUUAUUGCUGUAUUUAAUCAUCUCAAAAUAAUGUUUUUAUUAUUAUCCUUAUUAUUGUUGUUUGGGGGAAAAUUAUGGUCUAUUUUACAUUUUAUGAAAGUUUAUCCCUUUUUUUGGAACAUCUGCAUUAAUAUUUUAGCUAAUUUUAUUUCAUCA
Bufo gargarizans (Asiatic toad) is the source of this 5391-nucleotide messenger RNA. It is a transcript of the gene KLHL29, whose product is annotated as kelch like family member 29. The transcript has 7 exons. The record is from RefSeq and is a predicted model, not a curated record. Gene Ontology annotation, molecular function: protein binding. The coding region runs from base 1 to 1098 and encodes 365 amino acids. Lineage: Eukaryota; Metazoa; Chordata; Amphibia; Anura; Bufonidae.